Messenger RNA from Ixodes scapularis (black-legged tick), 1169 nucleotides. RefSeq names its product thioredoxin-like protein 1 (gene Txl). Bases 80 to 943 code for a protein of 287 amino acids. The transcript has 8 exons. The record is from RefSeq and is a predicted model, not a curated record. NCBI's taxonomy places the organism in Eukaryota, Metazoa, Arthropoda, Arachnida, Ixodida, Ixodidae.
GACCGUAGUGGCGCCGCCAUAGCGGAACGUGGCAUUUCAUCCUAACGUGAGAUAGGGUUUGGCCGUUUCUGGGGAAAUAAUGCCGGUAAAACAGAUCGCUGAUGAAGCUCGAUUCCAAGCAGAGUUGUCCAACUCUGGAGUGAACCUCGUUGUUGUUGACUUCACGGCCAGCUGGUGUGGGCCCUGCCAGAGGAUCGCACCUCACUUCGAGUCGCUGAGCAACAAGUACACUCAGGCGGUCUUCCUGAAGGUGGACAUUGACCAUUGCCGGGAAACAGCGCUGUCGCAAGGCGUGAGCGCCGUGCCCACGUUCAUCUUCUUUCGGAGCAAAGCCAAACUGGCUACCUUGAGGGGUGCUGACCCGGCAUCUCUGGAAGCAAAGAUUCAGGAGCUGCUGGGCUCAGAACCCUCCGAGGGAACUUCGUCCGAGACGGUGCAGGGCCAUGUCGACAUGUCAACAUUCUAUGAUCGAAGUGCCCAGGAGUGCUUGAAUGAGUCUGACGACCACCCCCUCGCUGGCUGCCUUUCCUCGGGUGAUGGCUACCUGGAAUCUGACUGCGAUGAGCAGCUCAUCAUCUCUCUGGGCUUCCUCCAGCCUGUCAAACUGCACUCACUCAAGGUUCAAGCUCCAGCCACUACUGGCCCCAAGACUGUGAAGCUCUUCAUCAACCAGCCUCGAACACUAGGAUUUGAUCAGGCAUUGGGAAUGGAGCCAGUUCAGCUCUUAGAGCUCUCUGCAAAUGACCUUGAGGAAGGUGCAGUCAUACCACUUCGCUAUGUAAAGUUUCAGAACGUCCAGAACCUGCAGAUAUUUGUGAAGGACAACCAGUCUGGGUCAGAGACCACUCGCAUCAACUACCUGGUGGUCUAUGGAAGCCCUAUCAACACAACCAACAUGGGAGAGUUCAAGAGGGUGGCUGGCAAGAAAGGAGAGAGCCACUAGGAUUCUGAAGCUGCCUUACUCGAAGAUGCCUUUUGCCUCCGAGCCUCUGGUUCGCCGAUAAUUGCUCGUUUUUGUCGCUUUCAACUGCCCCUGAAGAUGCACACUUUCAGCCUUGCUGGUACAAUUGUCAAGGAAGCACUUUUUGUUAGGCGAGGUUAAAAGGAAAUACAGAUGCAUUUGGAGUGUCUGUGUGUGUGGGCUAAAUAAAUUGUUUGCAGAAACCUCA